Cyphellophora attinorum is the source of this 2457-nucleotide messenger RNA. Its product is annotated as Protein MSS51, mitochondrial. Lineage: Eukaryota; Fungi; Ascomycota; Eurotiomycetes; Chaetothyriales; Cyphellophoraceae. The record is from RefSeq and is a predicted model, not a curated record. Gene Ontology annotation, biological process: mitochondrial respiratory chain complex IV assembly. The transcript has 5 exons. The coding region runs from base 1 to 2457 and encodes 818 amino acids. Gene Ontology annotation, cellular component: extrinsic component of mitochondrial inner membrane.
AUGACCUUGUGCCGCACACAUUCCGUUGACGUGCGUCAGCGGUGUAAUACAGGCGCCACGUCCUGGGCUGAUGUUCGCAAAUGCCUCGAAUCAAUGACUGAGUUGGUGAAAGCAACAAGAGACCAUCUCUCGCAAGUGGGAUCAUGUGGUGAAACCGCCGAUGCGCUCCGCGAAGUCGAAGAGGCAGCCUCCCUAUCAUUGCGUCAGGGAUUCGAGCACAUUCGGCAUCACAACGAGAGACCCAUCAUCGUCGAGGGGAGGUUUCGAGGUUUCGAGGGCGUCUGCGGUUGCGAUAGCGACCAGGAUCUCGUCUUUGGCGGGAAGGGCCUUCAGUACAUUCAGUGGAAUGACAACGGGUCCUACACCAUCAAAGGGAGCGGUCCACUUCAUGAGCUGGUCGCUGGAGUCAACGCCUAUAUCUCCAGAGUUCGCACCAGCGAGGCAACCGCCAACACUCUCCAAGAGCUCAACAAGAAUGCCGAGGAGCUUCUUCGGAAGUGCUUUGUCGGCGAAGACAUGCGGCUGCAAGCCAAAGUGAGCUUCAUCAAACGAAUCAUGAAGUUGAAGCAGCAGCGCAAAAAGAUCGAAGACGCACAGGACGUCGAAAACACACCCAAGGUCGAGAACACACCCAAGGUCGAGGACAUGCUCAAAGUCGAGGACGCUCAGAGAGCCGAGAACGGCCAGAAAGCCAAGAAGAUCAAGGAGAUCAUGGUGAAGCUCGAGUCCAAGAAAGAUCUUGAUGAGGUUGCCGCUCUUUUCGCAGAAAUCAGCCAAGUCGCUGGCUCGAAGCGCAAGGUCGACGAUGCUGGUCUCGAUGGAAGCAUCGAGGAGGAGCAGCAAUGGGUCCACGUUUCCGAGAAGGCGAUGUCACUGCAGGACAGUCCCAAGCCACUGGAGUUCCGGCCCAAGCAUGUCUUGGUAGGCCUGACACAAUUCGACGACGAGAAUCUUCCGCCACGAAAGGAGCGUGGCGACCACGGAGCCCGGAAGCUAAGCUCGAAAUCAAAGUCGACCCCAUCAAAUCGCAGUGUACUGAGCAAGAUCGAACGAGAUGCCUUUCGAGAACCCAAACGAACGGCGGCGACGGCUACAGCAGCGGCCCGAAGAGACGAUGACAACUUCGAGAGGCACAAUCAACUGCUACAUACGGAACCCUCAGAAUAUGGCAUGUACCGACCGUCGAUAAAGUUGACCCAGGACAAUCUCUUCCACCCGUUCUCGCAGUCGCCGAUGGCAGAGAUGCGAGAAAGGGACCGACUGACACGAGAGAAUGCCUACUGUCCACAUCCACACCACUACAAAACCCGCGAACCUUCGUCACCCAAUGAUCCCGAGAGUAGGAAGCAGAAUGCUGAUGCAGUCGGCGAACCGCCAGCACAUGUCUCUUUUGAGUGUCCGGACUGCGGUAUCGCCACAUACUGUUCACAAGAGCAUUGGGAGGACGACUACGAGUCACAUCUUGAGAUCUGUGAAACGCUACGGCAGAUCAAUGAGGACGACCAUGAUUUGCGCUCAGGCAGAUACUUUUCAGAGUUCGAGUACCCUGGUCCGCAGCUGGAUGAGAUCUUGGUGAAUUUGACAUCGUGGGAUACGGCACUUUAUACACGUGGAUUCGAAGCCAUAAAUGCAGAACGACCAAUGCGGCAGGCCACAAGACUGCUUACGUAUCCGUACACCGUCGGCAGUAUCUUGCACGAGUUGAGCCCGUACAAUCUACGACAAGGAGGACGACUAACCACAGAAGGCCUGAAAAGCUUGAGCGCUCUACGAUACACGUUACAUCCACCACGAGCCGGUCAAGGCACAGACAUAGCUGGUCUACGAUUAUCCAGUCCCCCCGUCCGGAUAUUCAUCCUCGGAGCUCGAGCAGAAUCGUCAUUACCACGCGAAGUCUGGAUCCAACUCAGCUAUCUCUUCGGCCGUGCAAAACUACAUCUCGUCUUCAUCGGCCCUGAAGCCAUGGCCAACCGCGACGCAGAAUUUCCCCUACCCGAACGGACUCCAGAAAAUCCAUUCGGCGCCAUCGUCGAAGAUCGAAUAUCCGACAACAUGAAAAUCACCACCUAUGUCGACUACUUCCACACACUACAUGAAGCACAGCACUUUGCACCUUACGAUCCGUACUUUGACUGCUUCAUGCUUUACCAUCCCGGACUGGGCCACCCGAGCUCAGCUCAUGAGUGGGAGAAAACGUUGCCUCAGCUACUAGAGACGAAGGUUCCGGUCAUAUGUACUGGUUAUACGGACUGGGAUAUGCAGAGAGACAUUGACUGGGUGUCGACCAAGUGCAAGGGCGAAUACGAUAUUCUGAUGGAGCCGGGAGAAAAUCGGUUCAGGAGUUUACGAUGGGAUCUAAACGACCUAGAUCCGCAGGACAUCAGUUGUGGUAACUGGGGAGUGUGGGCUUUUCGAGGCAAGCGCUAUGAAGCGCAGCAGAAAAAUAACGAAGCAUAG